AUGUCGGAUAUCGACCAGGACCCAAACCGGGUCGCCAUAGCAUUCAUUGAGUACUACUAUAAUCUCAUCCACUCGGGCACGGAAAACCUGUACCAGCUGUACUCGCAGAAUGCCGUUCUCAGACACGGCGACUACAAGGCCCCGCUGAGCGCGGACGUCGUUGCUGCUGAGGGGCCGGCAGAGAUCAAGGCACACUGGGCCAAGUCGAAGCUGGCCGGGUCUAAAGUGAUGAUCCAGUCGAUAGACGCCUCCAAGUCGUUCCAGGAAUCGAUUCUGAUUGUUUGUGUUGGCGAGCUGGCUCCCAAGAGCAGCCACGACACAGAGUCUGUGGCAUACAAGUUUGUGCAGACGUUUCUGCUCGUUCCGACCGUCAAGCGCAGCGUCUACGACGUGUACAACGACGUGCUGAACUUCCUGCCGGACGUCGACUCCAACUACGAUCCCGAGCCGGAGUCCGCGACCGAGACCCCGGACAGCGCAGAGAAAGGCGAGGUGUUUUCCGUGCAAAGCAAGGAGUCCACCCCGGAGACCGGCGAGGGCGAGGAGGAGGAGCCAGAGCAGCCAGAGCAGCCAGAGCAGCGGCCAGAACGGCCUGUGACGUCGAAGCCGAUGAGCUGGGCUGACCAGAUCGCGUCUGCGGCAGCUAAGAAGGUUGAGGCGAAGAAGACCAAGGAAUCGAAGGAGCUGAAGGAGGAAAAGAGAGAAAGAAGAGACGAGAAGAAGGAGGACGAGAAGAAGGAGGACAAGAAGGACAAGAAGGAGGACGAGGAGUUCAAGAAGCACAAGAGCCGGAUGGUCAACAAAAAGGGCCAGGUUGUGUACCCGAUCUACGUGAAGGGUGUUACGAGUGCUAUCACCGAGGAGGAGCUGCAAAAACACCUCGAGGAGAAUUUCGGCAACGUCGACCUGUGCAAGAUCGACCGGAUGAUCGCUCUGGUGAACUUUACGGAGCAGAGCUCACAGAAAAAGGCCAUCAAGACAGGCGCAAUUCACGUCAAGGGUGUUGAAAUCAAGCUGGAGCCGCGGGCAAAAAAAGAUGCGGCUCCCGUGGUGGCCAAGAAGAAGCGGAAGGGAGGCAAGAACGGCGGAGUCAGCGAGGACGGGUUCAGAAAGGUGGGGAAAUAG
Ogataea haglerorum is the source of this 1125-nucleotide messenger RNA. RefSeq lists its product as uncharacterized. Gene Ontology annotation, molecular function: mRNA binding. Lineage: Eukaryota; Fungi; Ascomycota; Pichiomycetes; Pichiales; Pichiaceae. Gene Ontology annotation, cellular component: Ubp3-Bre5 deubiquitination complex; ribonucleoprotein complex; cytosol. Gene Ontology annotation, biological process: ribophagy; protein deubiquitination. The transcript has a single exon. The coding region runs from base 1 to 1125 and encodes 374 amino acids. The record is from RefSeq and is a predicted model, not a curated record.